Molecule: messenger RNA, 1049 nt
Organism: Pseudopodoces humilis (Tibetan ground-tit)
Lineage: Eukaryota; Metazoa; Chordata; Aves; Passeriformes; Paridae
Source: RefSeq, a predicted model, not a curated record
AUGGGGAGAAAACGAGUUAAAAACGGGGAGUUUGCAGGGGGGGCCUGGAGCCGUUUUCAGGUGGUUUUGCAUUUCAUGGUGGGGUCACCGAGCGCCGCCGUCAGCCAGGACCUGGCGCAGCUGCUGGUGCAGGCCGGGCUCAUGAAGAGCGAGGGGGGGGAGCCCCCCUGCAUCACCUCGGCCGGGUUCCAGUUCCUCCUGCUCGACACCCCCGCCCAGCUCUGGUUCUUCAUCCUGCAGUACCUGAGGGGGGCCGAGGCGCGGGGGAUGGACCUGGUGGAGAUUCUGUCCUUCCUCUUCCAGCUGAGCUUCUCCACCCUCGGCAAGGAUUACUCGGUGGAGGGGAUGAGCGAGUCCCUGCUGACCUUCCUGCAGCACCUGCGCGAGUUCGGACUGGUGUUCCAGAGAAAGAGGAAGUCCCGGCGGUUCUACCCGACCCGUCUGGCCAUCGCGCUGGCCUCGGGGACAUCGGGGACAGCCCCGGGGACAUCGGGGACAGCGCUGGGGACAGAGCCUGACGGCCACGGCUUCGUCCUGGUGGAGACCAACUACCGCAUCUACGCCUACACCGACUCGGAGCUGCAGGUGGCCCUCAUCGCGCUCUUCUCCGAGCUGCUCUAUCGCUUCCCCAACCUGGUGGUGGCACAGGUGACAAGGGACAGCGUCCAGGCCGCCAUCGCCAACGGCAUCACGGCCGAGCAGAUCAUUCACUUCCUGCGCACUCGCGCCCACCCCGUGAUGGCCAAACAGAGCCCGGUGCUGCCCCCGACCAUCACAGACCAGAUCCGGCUCUGGGAGCUCGAGCGGGACCGGCUGCGCUUCUCCGACGGUGUGCUGUACAACCAGUUCCUGUCCCAGGUGGAUUUCGAGGUGCUGCGGGACCACGCCCGCGCUCUGGGGGUGCUCGUCUUCGAGAACCCCGCCCGGCGCCUCAUGGUGGUCACGCCCGCCGGCCACCCCGACGUCAAACGCUUCUGGAAACGCCAGAAACACAACGGCUGACCCCAAAAACCCCAAAAUCCCCCAAAUCCCGGACUUUGGGACCCCAA